AUGGGCCUAUCUGAGCUACAGGAUACUCUUUCCAAUAUCCAGAAAGACAUUCGCAAACAUACACACCAGAUCGAGGCCACAGCAGCAGAAGCCCAAUCUCUCCAAUCCCGCAUUCCCAGCAUCAAGAUUGGAUCCGAAUCUAUUUUCAAUAAAGACGCCGCCAGACUAAGUCUCUUCGAAGCGCCUUCAAAUUUCGCGCCUUCGGAACUUGACUUUCAGUUUGAUGACUUGGUCAUUAAUAGCAGUGCGUACAGGCGAGCGUUCGCCAAAGCUCAUACCGAAAACCAGAAGUCACAUAAACAGGUCGAAGAUGAUCCCGCUAAUCCUGACUCUAAUACACCCAAUAUCAGGGAGUUCAAAUUGGUAACUCCAUCGAAUGAUACACCACGUGGCAUCUCACAAAUAACAUUAUCGGAUACCUCUGAAGCGGCAGCCGAAGAUGAAGGUUUGUAUCCCAAAAGCCAAUCAGGCUCACUGAACGAAGCCACCGGGGAGGAGACGUAUCAAACUGCUCAUACGAACGGCUCUGACUCCCAAGAUCUUCUUUUCAGCCAGGACGUGUCCCAGCUUGUGUGCAACAAGUGUUCAGUCGACAUUACAGGAAGGUGUGUGUCGGCCUUGGGCAAUGCAUGGCAUCCAAACUGCUUUGUGUGUUACGUGAGUUCCACAAUCCGGAUCUCAGAAGUCAGAACUGAUUGA
Fusarium musae is the source of this 699-nucleotide messenger RNA. RefSeq lists its product as uncharacterized. Lineage: Eukaryota; Fungi; Ascomycota; Sordariomycetes; Hypocreales; Nectriaceae. Bases 1 to 699 code for a protein of 232 amino acids. The transcript has 2 exons. The record is from RefSeq and is a predicted model, not a curated record.